Molecule: messenger RNA, 733 nt
Organism: Sinocyclocheilus anshuiensis
Lineage: Eukaryota; Metazoa; Chordata; Actinopteri; Cypriniformes; Cyprinidae
Gene: arl2
Product: ADP-ribosylation factor-like 2
Exons: 5
Coding region: 167-691 (174 amino acids)
Molecular function (GO): GTPase activity; GTP binding
Source: RefSeq, a predicted model, not a curated record
UAGUAACGCUUCCUUGUUUCCAGUGUGGCUUUUCACUAAACGCAUGUCGCUGUUAUUUAGGAAAUUAUUUUGUGUUUCAAUAGUUAAUGUGUUAUUUCGGGUCAAGAUCAAUUCAGUGUUUUAUACUUAAACGUUCGCGAUUGGUUUACUGACGAUCUUGAAGAAGAUGAAGCACAAGGAGCGCGAAAUGCGUCUACUGAUGCUUGGUCUUGACAAUGCUGGAAAAACAACCAUCCUGAAGAAGUUUAACGGCGAAGAUGUCAGCACGAUCUCUCCAACAUUAGGCUUCAACAUAAAGACACUCGAGCAUAGAGGGUUUAAGCUGAAUAUCUGGGAUGUGGGUGGCCAAAAGUCAUUGAGAUCAUACUGGAGGAAUUAUUUCGAGAGUACAGAUGGACUGGUGUGGGUAGUGGACAGCGCUGACAGAUUGAGACUGGAGGACUGCAGGGAAGAGCUGAGUGCUUUAUUACUAGAGGAGCGAUUAGCGGGAGCCACUCUGUUAGUUUUUGCCAAUAAACAGGACCUACCUGGUGCUUUAUCAAAAGAUGCCAUUCGAGAGGUUUUAACCCUUGAUGACAUUAAGACCCAUCACUGGUGCAUUGUGGGAUGCAGUGCCGUUACAGGUGAGAACCUGCUAACAGGUGUGGACUGGCUACUUGAUAUAGCAGCUCGGAUCUUUACAGCUGACUAAUGGACUGAAUGUUUUAACAUUUUGGAGAUGGACAAUAAAAAA